UACUUGCACGUUCAUUGCCUACUACAGAGAGCCUUCUGUUUCCCCAGUGAGGUAAUUCGUAUGGCCGUGGUCCCUCCCCCAUCCCUCGGCUGGCUCUGGAGUUUUGGGAUGACGCCACUAUCGCUCCGCCCCAGCUGCAAACUCAAUCUUCGCGUUCAUUUCAUUCUUGCCCUCAUUCCGCGCAUACUUCGCAUCUCUGUAGAUACGGAGAGAAUUACAUUCUCAUUCUUGACAGAUAAAAGAAAAUAAACAAACAAACAGUCUAAAUGCAAUUGCCGUAAAGAAAGCCAGACCCCUGAUACAAAUACAGAAAGCUCAAAAUUGUUCCAAAUUUAAUAAACCUAGGUGUCUGAGGUUCUCCACCUCUCUCCCCAACUCACUUCCAGCCUCCUGCUUGGAGGAACCCCCUUCUCUUCUUUUCUUUCUUCUUUUCUUUCCUUUCCUUUCUUUCAUUCUUUCUUCCUCUCUCCCCCCUGACAACCUCCCCCCCCAUCCAUACCUCCAUCUCUUUCUCUCCCUCUCCUCUCUCUCUUUCCUGGCGGCCCCCGUCCAUACUUCCAUCUCUUUCUCUCCCUCUCCUCUCCCUCUCUCUCUCCAUACCUCCAUCUCUUUCUCCCCCUCUCCUCUCCUCUCCCUCUCCUCUUUCUCUCCUCUCCUCUCCGUCUCCCUCUCUCUCUCCUGCCGGCGGCUGCCAGCAUGGACCCCAGUAGCUGGAGUGGCAGCGAGAGCCCGGCCGAGGACAUGGAGCACCUGAGCGACUCGGCCGACAAGCCCAUGGACAACGACGCCGAGGGCGUGUGGAGCCCCGACAUCGAGCAGAGCUUCCAGGAGGCCCUCGCCAUCUACCCGCCCUGCGGACGACGCAAGAUCAUCCUCUCCGACGAGGGAAAGAUGUACGGUCGCAACGAACUGAUCGCUCGCUACAUCAAACUGAGAACGGGGAAAACAAGGACAAGGAAACAGGUCUCCAGCCACAUUCAGGUCCUCGCCCGUCGCAAAUCUCGUGAGCUGCAGUCCAAGCUCAAGGUCACGAAUAUGGACCAGAGUGUGAAGGACAAAGCGCUGCAGAGCAUGGCCUCCAUGUCCUCCGCCCAGAUCGUCUCGGCCACCGCCAUCCACAACAAACUGGGACUGGCAGCCAUCCCCAGACCCACCUUCCCUGGAGCAGCAGGGUUCUGGCAAGGAAUGAUCUCCACCGGCCAGCCUGGAUCGUCACAGGACAUCAAGCCCUUCACCCAGCAGGCCUAUCCCAUGCAGUCCGCCGUGGCCACCGCCAUCUCAGGCUACGAGCCCCCCUCCAGCACCACGGCCCCCAGUACCCCUGCGUGGCAGGGCCGCUCCAUAGGCACCACCAAGCUGCGGCUCGCCGAGUUCUCAGCCUUCCUGGAGCAGCAGCGGGACCCAGACGCGUACAAUAAGCACCUCUUUGUGCAUAUCGGACAGACGAAUCACUCGCACAGCGACGCCCUUCUGGAGUCGGUGGACAUCCGUCAGAUUUAUGACAAGUUCCCCGAGAAGAAAGGCGGCCUGAAGGAGCUCUUCGCCAAGGGACCGCAGAACGCAUUCUUCCUCGUCAAGUUCUGGGCUGACCUGAACUGCAAUAUCCCGGAGGACUCCGGUGCCUUCUACGGGGUGACCAGCCAGUACGAGAGCUCGGAGAACAUGACCAUCACAUGCUCCACUAAAGUCUGCUCCUUCGGGAAACAGGUGGUGGAGAAAGUAGAGACGGAGUAUGCACGCUUCGAGAACGGCCGCUUUGUCUACAAGAUCUCGCGCUCCCCCAUGUGUGAAUACAUGAUCAACUUCAUCCACAAACUCAAACACCUUCCAGAGAAAUACAUGAUGAACAGCGUACUGGAGAACUUCACCAUCUUACUGGUGGUGACGAACCGAGACACCCAGGAGACACUGCUGUGCAUGGCCUGCGUGUUCGAGGUGUCCAACAGCGAACACGGGGCCCAGCACCACAUCUACCGACUGGUGAAGGAAUGAGAGAGGGAGAGCCGGAGAGAGAGAGAGGGAGAGAGAGCGCGUGAUGGAAGGAUGGACAGAGAAAGCCCACCACCACCACCAUCUUGCUUUCGCGGGCGGCUCUUGCGGCUGCUUUAGGUGUGCCCUGACACAGGAGACAAAACCCAGGACAUCAGUAACACUCUAAACUCACAGCCAGGCAGGCAGGCAGGCAAGAAGAUAGACAGACAGCCAGACAGCCAGACUCUCACCCACCCACACAAGAACGUCAGACACUCACACACACUCACCACUCACACACGGAAAGAUGAAAGGAAUGAAAGCUUUUGAAAGACUGGGAAGGUUACAUUUCUUCUUCUUCUUCUUGUUCUCCCUUUUUUUCUUUCUUCUUUUUCUAUUUGCUAGUGGCUGUGCCUCUAAAGAAGACCUCCCUUUACUCCUCAUCUCACCUGACAACCAGCGCGCGCGCGCA
This is a messenger RNA of Engraulis encrasicolus (European anchovy), 2443 nucleotides long. RefSeq names its product TEA domain family member 1a (gene tead1a). Gene Ontology annotation, cellular component: transcription regulator complex. Gene Ontology annotation, biological process: embryonic organ development; hippo signaling; regulation of transcription by RNA polymerase II. The coding region runs from base 697 to 1992 and encodes 431 amino acids. The transcript has 13 exons. The record is from RefSeq and is a predicted model, not a curated record. NCBI's taxonomy places the organism in Eukaryota, Metazoa, Chordata, Actinopteri, Clupeiformes, Engraulidae. Gene Ontology annotation, molecular function: DNA-binding transcription factor activity, RNA polymerase II-specific; RNA polymerase II cis-regulatory region sequence-specific DNA binding.